GCCAUGGCUAGACCUUUGUCAACAAUCUUCAAAUCGACGAAGCCCCAUAUUCUGAAACCACCAAAACUCUCAAAUUUUGAAUCGGUGAAACCCAUUAAUCUCAAAGUUCCCUCUUCUUCAAAUCCAAUAGCAUCUUCUUCAAGUUGCAGCAAAUCGAAAAAAACAAGAAAAUCGGAUGCAAAUUCACAGCAAUCAUCUGGAAAUGAUUCGGAAUUACUAACAACCCCAGCUUCAAAUUCAAAGAAAUUUAGUAAUUCUAAGAAAAAGAGGUCUUUGUGGUGUGUAUACCUUAUUCUCUCGACAAAUCCACCUACAAAGACCUAUGUUGGUGUCACUACCAAUUUCUCUCGCCGACUAAAAGAACAUAAUGGUGAAUUAAAAGGGGGUGCAAAGGCAUCUCGCUCAGGAAGACCUUGGAUUUGUGCAUGCCUUAUUCGGGGAUUUAAGGGCAGAAGUGAAGCUUGUGCAUUUGAAUCAAAAUGGAAACAAAUUUCGAGAAAGCUUCCCCGUAAAAGGAAGAGUACUACUGAGGAGCAGGAGCCAGAAGACAAUGGAUCCCUUGCAUUAUUGCAGCAUAGACAUGCAGCUCUGGAUCGCGUUCAAAGUUUGAUUGAUUGCAGUGACUUAAAUAUUGAUUGGCGUUCUAAUUUUUUCUGAUUUAAUAUAUUGAUU
Messenger RNA from Solanum verrucosum, 672 nucleotides. RefSeq lists its product as uncharacterized. Gene Ontology annotation, molecular function: crossover junction DNA endonuclease activity; 5'-flap endonuclease activity. Bases 4 to 657 code for a protein of 217 amino acids. The record is from RefSeq and is a predicted model, not a curated record. Lineage: Eukaryota; Viridiplantae; Streptophyta; Magnoliopsida; Solanales; Solanaceae. Gene Ontology annotation, cellular component: Slx1-Slx4 complex. The transcript is spliced from 3 exons. Gene Ontology annotation, biological process: double-strand break repair via homologous recombination.